Molecule: messenger RNA, 1071 nt
Organism: Dermacentor silvarum
Lineage: Eukaryota; Metazoa; Arthropoda; Arachnida; Ixodida; Ixodidae
Product: 5-demethoxyubiquinone hydroxylase, mitochondrial
Exons: 4
Coding region: 332-934 (200 amino acids)
Biological process (GO): regulation of gene expression; determination of adult lifespan; ubiquinone biosynthetic process
Cellular component (GO): mitochondrial inner membrane; nucleus
Molecular function (GO): 3-demethoxyubiquinol 3-hydroxylase activity
Source: RefSeq, a predicted model, not a curated record
CCGCGCGCAGCAAUGAAGAGGUCGUCCUCUAGGAUCCUGUCGCCGGUGGAUGCUGCCCCGCAACGCAGCGUCCCUCCACUCCCGAGCAUCCUCCGACAUCGACGCUUUCGCCGACGAGACCCGAAGUGCGACGGAAAAGGCGCGCUAUACCAGCGUCUCGCCACGGGGCGGGCCAGGCGGAGCUGCGGCUGCGCACUUGUCAGCCAAGGGCGUCCCUCCUCCUGGCAGCCACGCGGCAGCGACGGGAAGCAGCGGUGCGCCGAGCGUCAACAACGCGUCGAGACCACGCGCCCCUACCUGACGCCGGCGGGAAUAAAGGCCGAGGUUGGCCAUGCUGCUGUCAAGCCGUCGGGCGAUGAAAUCCGCCGUGUGGCUCGCGUCUUCGCUGGCGGACGGUGAUGCAGUGGCGAGGCUGCGGCGACGGCGGCAUCUCUACGACCGCAUCCUACGUGUGGACCACGCUGGCGAGCUGGGCGCUGACCGCAUCUACGCUGGUCAAAUGUGCGUGCUGGGCCGUGACCCCGUGAUCCGCAACAUGUGGGAGCAGGAGAAGGAGCACCUACGCGCCUUCGAGCGCCUCUUGCCGCUGCACCGGGCACGACCCAGUGCACUACGGCCCCUGUGGGACUCUGCCGGAUUCGCACUUGGCUUCGCUUCAGCACUGCUGGGCCAUCGCAGCGCCAUGGCGUGCACGGUGGCAGUGGAGUCGGUCAUCACGGAGCACUACGAGAACCAAAUCCGCGAACUGCUGGCCGACGCUGGCGAGGAUCAUGCUGAGCUGCUAGACUUGCUGCGCCGAUGCCGAGACGACGAGCAGGCGCACCACGACGCGGGUCUCGAGCACGGUGCCGAGGGGGCACCACUCUAUGCUCUGCUCACAGCUGCCGUCAAGGCCGGCUGCCGCGGCGCCAUUUGGGUCGCCGAAAGGGUGUGAGCGAACGGUGCAGGUUAGACUUAGACGGGUACAUAAAUGAAACAACUGUGCGGAAUGCAUGUAGUGCAACGAGUACAAACAUUUGUACGGGAGUCUGUAAUUUCAAGCAGAAAAUAAAAAAAGGCUGAAACCAUGCA